UAACAGUUGGUAUAUUAAUGAGCUCAGAGAUUCUUUUUUUCCUUCAAUUUUGAAUUUACUGCGUUUGAAAAUGGACUCUUAGAGCCGAAAACUUGAUAAAACACUUUAUCUUCAUGAGUGGAGAACAUCUUUAGAUAAUUACAUUAUAUUAAUAUUCAAGAGUUUUGGAAUAGAAAAAAAUAUAAACUUUCUAAUGGGACAGAAAAAUUUUCUUUAAUUUUUUUUCCUCUUUAAUAUUUCAAUUUCGAAGACUAUUUUUUAAUUGUAGGUAUUAUUUGUAAGUUUUUUUUAAAUUUUAUUUUGAUAAAAAACAGAUUCGUAAUGAUUUCUCUGAGAGGGAUAUAUGAACCUGUUUUGUGUACAAUGCACCCGACUGCUGACUUCUUUGUUCAAGAAGUGGGAAGAAAAUGAAGGUGAAGAUGAGAGAAUGGCCUCUACUUUGAUUUUAAGCUAAAGUCAAGGUGCAUCCGAGCGCGUUGGUACCGGAAGUUAAUGAGCGCGUUGAAUGCUUUUGAGGGCGUUUGGAGGGCACAUUCGAAGCGUCACUUACCAACCAUCAACCGGAACACGAUUUACCUUCAGUACUUAUGCAGCGAGCUCAUCGACAUGAAUGUAACAAUGCUGGCGACAGUGAAUAACUAAAAUGAUAAUAAUAAUAAUAACAAAAAUAAUCAAAUCACAAUCAGCUGCUAUAAAAGGGCGCAGCCUUUUUUUUAGCCUCAAUUGUAAUGAAGCGUAAAUUGAAAAAAAUGUCGCCAGGAUACACAUUCGAGGUUUGCAAGCAGCUUCAGGGUGCUGACCAACAAAUUCAAGACUAAAAGAAAGCAUCUUCGAAGUUGAUUUAUGCAGACAACAAUAAAACCUUCACUUGGAUUGGAGGGAAAGGUUUUUCAAAUUCAGGAGAAACGAAUGAUCAUCAAUAUCGUCAACGUGAAGGGCCUCAAGUCCCAUUUGAGGGUUGAGUGCUGCUCCGUAGGAUGGCAGCACUUCACUGAAAGUCGAAUAAGGCCCUAUAUAGCGGAAAGGAAAGGGUCCUCCUUCAAUUCGUUUUUGCACACAAAAACCGGUCCAUUGGAGUCCUUUAGUUGCCGAAAUCUGCCUCGAGAUGACACCACUUUGUUGAAACUUGGGCAAAAAUCGUCGAAAAUGUUCGUUCACGACUUGACAGGUUUAGACAGGAUAGACAACAACCACAAAAUCAUCCAUCCGGAAACUACUUAUAUUACUUUGAAUCAUUCGUACAAUAAAAAAAAAAAAAAACUUUUAAACUUGAAUCAAAAUCCCACGAUUCAAUUCUCACCAUUUAUAUAUUAUGAGAAUGAGAAAUAUUACUUUUUUUCUUUUGAGGUUUCUUGUUGGAAAAAAAUAGAGCAGAAGAAAAAGAAAAGUGAAUUCUCAGUUGAAGAAUUUUUUAAAGGAGUAAUGAAUGAAUGAAUCGA
This is a messenger RNA of Leptopilina heterotoma, 1439 nucleotides long. RefSeq lists its product as uncharacterized. The record is from RefSeq and is a predicted model, not a curated record. Bases 844 to 1434 code for a protein of 196 amino acids. NCBI's taxonomy places the organism in Eukaryota, Metazoa, Arthropoda, Insecta, Hymenoptera, Figitidae. The transcript is spliced from 6 exons.